AAAAUAAAUUAGUAUUUUCUCUCCAUUAAUAUCACUUUACUUGUGAAUCAAGUAACAAAAGGGUCAUUUUAAUCAAAUUGUCAUUAAGUCUUUCUCUCUCUCCUACAUGAAAAUCACUCUCCUCUUCAUCGCUUCUCUCCACUCUUUGGACCAAACAGAUCCUGAGUGUCACUAUUAGUGUUGUUAAAUAGAGGCUAUAGCGGCAUUCGAACAAAUUUCUAUUAUCCCGCGAAACACUAUUUAGUACAAAAUAUUGUCAAAUUGCGGCACUAUAACAGGUUGCAUAGCAGACUUUGAAUAAACAGCUAUCUUUUGCGAUCAAAUUGCGGCACUAUAACAGGAAGCUGCUGGAUUCGCUAAUUUCUCGAGCUUGAUGGGGAAAGAAGAAUUCAAUCCAUUUGGGAGGCCUUACAAUUUUAUGGUGCCUCAAGAUCAAACUCCAAACCAACCUAUGCCCCCACAUUGGUCUACAACUAUGCAGGCUUAUUACAAUCCCGGGUCUGCUCCAAAUCCCUUUUAUAAUCCACUUGCAGCUGGUCCUUACUUGUAUCAGCAGUACAUGUGGCAGAAUCAGGCAAACAAUGCACUACUUCAUUAUGAUGCUCUAAACGAUCCCGCUAGGCUCUCCAAUAAACCUCCUGUAGCUAAGGAUGCUACACUGGCCUUUUCAGAAAUGGUACGCAGGAAUAUUGGCGAAGGAAAGCAAGAUUUCAACAAAUUAUUUGCUGGAAACUCACAACCUUUAAGUUUAAUAACUGGGGAUUUGAGAGAAUAUGGAAACACAUCUUCAGCACCAAAAAAUGUCAGGGAUGGAACCUCAAUAAGUGUACCAAGUGGAAGCAAGAGAUCACCAGAAGAAGAACAAGAGGGCACUAACAAUGUUUUUCCUUCAAGUUUGACACUGAAACCAAACAUGAUUAUUGGGGAUGAAAAUCCAUCUGGGCUGACUCAAAAUUUGGAGACAUUUGCAAAGGAAUCUGAUGCUGAUGCUGAGACUCAACUAAAAAAUAUGGAAGGUAGUGAUGAUAUAAGAAAAGAAAGGAAAAGACAGUCAAACAGGGAAUCAGCUAAGAGGUCAAGGAUACGAAAACAGCAAGAAUGUGAAGAGCUAUCUAAAACGAUAGAUACUCUUAAGGAUGAAAAUUCCGUCCUAACACAAAGGCUCGUUACACUUUCUGAGGAAUGUCAGGAGCUCACCAUUGAAAACAAUUCCAUUGAGGAAGAGCUAGUUAAGAGGUAUGGAUCAGAAUCAAUUGCAGACCUAUUGCUCAUGAAGCCUGUUUCUGGUGGAUUCCCAAAAUCAGUUUGAGAUAGGAAGCAUCUUACAACUGAUCUGAAUCUUUUAUAUAUUUUUAUUUGGGAUGGAAUUGAAUUUUGACUUCUGCUUUAAGUUGUCAAUCAUAUCAGACAUAAUGAUAUAUUUGUAAAUCAACAUUAAAAUAAUCUUUUAUUGGAAAUUAAAUUUUGAGAUUUUAAAA
Lathyrus oleraceus (garden pea) is the source of this 1478-nucleotide messenger RNA. RefSeq names its product G-box-binding factor 1. Bases 374 to 1309 code for a protein of 311 amino acids. Gene Ontology annotation, biological process: regulation of DNA-templated transcription. Gene Ontology annotation, cellular component: nucleus. The record is from RefSeq and is a predicted model, not a curated record. Gene Ontology annotation, molecular function: DNA-binding transcription factor activity; sequence-specific DNA binding. The transcript is spliced from 12 exons. NCBI's taxonomy places the organism in Eukaryota, Viridiplantae, Streptophyta, Magnoliopsida, Fabales, Fabaceae.